GGCUCUUCGACUCAACAAUCGCGAAGAUUGUACAAGUGAUGGCGUUAUAGCGACCAUCAUGGGAUUUAUUUGUGUCGAUACUCGUGUCGAAAACUGGGAGCGAUAUACGGUGCAUAUGGAUGGCCUGGAGCGAAUAUAUCAUCUUCGUCAUGGAUUUGAUGCUUCAGACAGCGAAAUCCCGCUGAUGACGUUCUGGGUUGAUUUAAUGGGUGCAUCCAUGCUCGACCGCUACCCGAGAUUCCCCAUCCCAAGGCAGCUGGCCGAUUCCCGGAGGAUAAACAAAGACGAUAUUCCUCAGACGCUGCGUGCUUUGCUUCACCAUGCCGAGCAAGUGGCUCCUCAAGGCGGACGGAUAUACACCAUGCUACGGAUGAUGGCACCAGUUAUUGCCAUGGCGAACCGCAAUUUUCACAACACCCUGUUCUGGACCGAACCAGCCGUUUUGGUCGAAGUACUCGGCGUCGUCAGCCAUUUUGCGCUAUCCGUGCCAAAAUGUCCCGAAGACGAUGCGCAAACGGAUUAUCCUGUCUUUGUGGUACAGAGAAUGGUACAGCUUGCAUGUCUGAUGAUCCUAUCAGAGCUCAAACGACUUGCAUCUUUCCACUGGGCAGACAUCGGUCCUCUCUGUGAUCGCUUCGUGAUCCUGUUGCAGGAAUCUUCUCACGAAAUACCUAUGGAGCUAAAAAAGCUGCGAUUUUGGGCCAUUGUGACAGCAUAUUCCCUGGCGCGGCCCGAAUUUCGAGACUCGUUGCUUGUCGAAGCGAGGCGGUCAAUGAGUGACCUCAGCAUCCACUCUUCUGAGCAAGUGAUUGGGCAAAUGAAGGAUAUUUUGUGGCUAGAAAGUAUUGAUCCAAUCAUACUAGAGAGCAUAUUUGUAUCCGGCAAUGGGCAGUUACAAUUGUCCGCCUAGAUACAUGCAUGAACGUCGGACGAGAUAGAAAUGUACGAGGCCGAGGAAAAGGCGGGCUUGAUGAUGCAUAAUUAGCUCUCUCAGGCAAUCACGCCGUAACUUCAGAAUGGCAGGUUUGCUUUUGUGGGAAAAAAGAAGAAAAAAAUAAAAAUAAAAGACCAAUCAAAAAGAAAAAGAAA
Molecule: messenger RNA, 1089 nt
Organism: Trichoderma atroviride IMI 206040
Lineage: Eukaryota; Fungi; Ascomycota; Sordariomycetes; Hypocreales; Hypocreaceae
Source: RefSeq, a predicted model, not a curated record